Elgaria multicarinata webbii is the source of this 2686-nucleotide messenger RNA. RefSeq names its product tetraspanin 6 (gene TSPAN6). The record is from RefSeq and is a predicted model, not a curated record. NCBI's taxonomy places the organism in Eukaryota, Metazoa, Chordata, Lepidosauria, Squamata, Anguidae. The transcript is spliced from 8 exons. Gene Ontology annotation, cellular component: plasma membrane. The coding region runs from base 46 to 819 and encodes 257 amino acids.
CCGGAGCGGAGCGGAGCGGUGGGGCGUCGUGGUGUCGCCGUGUGCAUGUUUGCGUCGGGCAUGGCGUCCCCGUCGCGGAGGCUGCAGACGAAGCCGGUCAUCACCUGCCUCAAGAGCGUCCUCCUCAUCUACAGCUUCGUCUUCUGGUUCUCUGGCAUUAUCCUCCUUGCCGUGGGCAUCUGGGGUAAGCUGAGCCUGGAGGUGUAUUUCUCCCUGUUAAACGAGAAGGCCACCAACGUUCCCUAUGUCCUGAUUGGCACAGGAACAGUUAUCAUCCUCCUAGGCACCUUUGGCUGUUUUGCUACUUGCCGUGGAAACACAUGGAUGCUAAAAUUGUAUGCGAUGCUCUUAACCCUUGUCUUCCUUAUUGUGCUGGUUGCAGCCAUCAUUGGCUUCAUCUUCAGGCACGAGAUUAAGGACAGCUUUAAGAAAAACUACAAAGUGGCUGUGGAGAAGUACAACAGGACCACAGAUGAGCGCAGUAAGGCAGUCGACGACAUCCAAGUGGCGUUGCAUUGCUGUGGUGUCGCCAACUUCACCGACUGGGAGACGAGCCGCUACUUCAACCUGAACGGAAUUCCCCCGAGCUGCUGCAAGUCCCAGGAUGACUGUAAGACGGAUGAUCUGAAGGAUCUGUCGAAGGCCAAGGGGAAGGUGUAUGACACGGGUUGUUACAAUCUGGUGAUAGAAACGAUGGACUCCAAAAUGAGCAUUGUAGCCGGGAUCUCUUUCGGCACAGCGUGCUUCCAGUUGGUUGGGAUCUUCCUUGCCUGUUGCCUCGCGAGAUCCAUCACAAAUAACCAGUAUGAAAUGGUGUAAUGUGAAGUUCUACAAGUUUGCAACUUACUAGAAGAAGCAUACCAGAACCAAAGUAGCCUCAGCAACGCAAAAAAAUAAAAGCGUUCCCUUCGCCCCCAUCCCCACCAAUUAAGCCAUUUGAACUCUCAGGCUAGACUACUGCAAUGUGUGUUUAGGUAGGCUUGUCCUUGAUGGCUGUUCCGAGGCUUCUGCUGGCGCAAAAUACCGAGGCCUGCUAUUUGAAGGAGGUUUGCCAUCAGGGGCGGAUUAUUAACCCACGCUUCGGUGUUGCUCUGUUGCCUUCUGAGCUUAGUACAGAGCACUGAUGAACGUAUGUAAUACUUUGACCCUAGUUUGCACCAAAUCCUGUCACCUAUCCCUGUGUUUUGCCGUGACUUUUGAGAACAGAUGGGAAUGCUCUCAGGUUCAUUAUGCACCAAAUCACAUUGGCGCCGGUGAGCACGGCGAGGCAUCCGUGGUAGCUGUCAACAUUUGAAUGCUCUUCCUCUGGGGACUUGCCAAAGCCAGAGCCUGUGUGACUUCCAAUAAGGAUUUGAGAUUUCUCCCCCUCCCACCUAAAACCACCCUUUCACUACCCCUGACUUUUGAUGGGCAGAGUCAGGGCAGGAUCACUCUUAACUAAUCUGAUAUGUUGAGCUUUACAUCUAGUAAAUAAUGAACACGUGAAUUAAAAUCUGCGUGUUGACUCACAGCAAUAAGCCAGCAUUCCCCCACCUGCUGGGUUUCGUAGGCCAUGUUGAAGGAUGGCAGCUGACAUUAACACUAAGGCUGCAGGUGCACAGGCUGUUUCAGCAUCGUGAACUCUUAAGGCUGCAGUCUUAAGCUCCCUUGCUGGAGAGGGAGUCCCACUGAACUCGGCGGGACUCGGGUUUUGAGUAAAUGUGCCUAGGAUUGCGGCCUAAAUGUGCGUUUAAACCCUGCCUUGCUAUGCUCUCCAGGUGUGAAAGCGAGAAGUGCAUCUUGGAAAAGAAGGACGCAGCUUUACCCUGGAGCUGUCUGCACGUUGCCAGAGAAGGCGUUGCCCUGCUUCUUUUCCAAGCUGCCUUGCCAACCGCUCCCCUGCUGAAUAACCCAGCUUUAAAAGGGGGUUGGAUAAAUUCCUGGAGGCGAAGGCUGUCAACGGCUACUAGCCCUGAUGGUUGGGUGCUAUCUCCAGUAUUCGAGGCAGUAAGCCUGUGUGCCGCAGUUGCUGGGGAACAUGGGUGGGAGGGUGCUGUUGCACCAUGUCCUGCUUGUUCAUCCCUGGCCGAUGGCUGGUGGGCCACUGUGUGAACAGAGUGCUGGACUAGAUGGACUUUUGGUCUGAUCCAGCAUCAGGGCUCUUCUUAGAGUUUUAUUGGCCCUCCCAGUAACUGAUUCUACUUGGUGUGGUUUUACAUAGGGGGAGCUCAAAAUUUCUUUCUUUUCCCCCGAAACCAACUUCCUAGCCUGAUAGGCCUUGGAAAGGUAGCACCUCCCUGUCAUUUUCCAUAGCAGCCCCCCUCCCUGAAAUUGGGAGGGAGAAAAACACGGGAUUGUUCCUUUUGUGCCUGUUGAAGGAAGCCGGCCCUCUUCAGAGCGUUGGCUUUCCCCCGUCAUCUCUCCUUUCCUGACUGCUGCUUUUAUACAACUUUGGGGGGAAAUGUCCUAUUUCGAUAAAGCCUCUUCGAUCGGGCUGCGGUGAACUUUUGCGUGUAUGUAUGUAUUCUGAGGCUCUGUGGGAGGGCAUUUAACCUUAACAGUCAUUGCCCCGCUGGGUUGGGCCUGACUUUGAUAAUCAGUAUUACAGGAUGCUUUAAUACAUUUUGGGGUGGGUGGGUGGGUAUUGCAUAGAGUAUCCUCUCCUUGUCUUGAAAACAAAAUAAACACUUGCCUACUUUUUACUCUU